AAAGAAAUACUUCAGUUUUGUUUACAAACUGAAAGAACAAGAUGGCGGAAGCGAACACCCCCAAAGAAGGCUCCUGCACUUUCUUGUUUAAAAAAUCGACUAAGAAAUUUUCGGGACGAAAAAGAAAGGCGAGCGACAGCGAUAAAGAUCGGAGCAGUGAUGACGAGCUCAGCUCUGUGGUCAGAAAGGAUAGGAAUGAGACGCGAGAAAACCCGAUGAUUCAAAAGUCCAAGAAAGUGGGGAAAGAAACUAUGUCCUCCAGUGAAAGCGAAGAUGACAAGGAGGACAAGAAGAUAACAGUUUCCUACAAAUCCAAACGUUCAGCUAAACCAGAGGGCCCAGAGGAUAUGGGUGCUACAUCGACAUACCAACUGGAUACAGAGCGGGACAAGGACGCUCAGGCCAUCUUUGAGAGGAGCCAGAAAAUCCAAGACGAGCUGACGGGGAAAGAGGACGAUAAGAUCUACCGCGGCAUCAACAACUACCACAAAUUUAUCAAACCCAAAGAUACGACCAUGGGCAACGCGUCCUCUGGCAUGGUCCGGAAAGGACCCAUCAGAGCCCCGGAGCACCUGCGAGCUACAGUCAGGUGGGACUACCAGCCGGACAUCUGCAAGGACUAUAAGGAGACCGGAUUCUGUGGCUUUGGAGACAGCUGCAAGUUCCUCCACGACCGAUCCGACUACAAGCACGGCUGGCAGAUUGAGAGGGAACUGGAGGAGGGCAGUUAUGGCGCCAAUGAUGAGGAAAACUACGAGGUGAGCAGCGACGAAGAGGACUUGCCAUUCAAGUGUUUCAUCUGCAGGGACUCCUACAAGAAUCCCAUCGUCACUAAGUGCCGUCAUUACUUCUGCGAGGUCUGCGCUCUUCAGCACUACCGCAAGUCCAAGCGCUGCUACGUGUGCAACACUCAGACCAACGGCGUCUUCAACCCCGCCAAGGACUUGCUGGCCAAGAUAGAGAAACGCAAAGCCACCACCGACCUGCCACCAUCCGACGAAGAUGACGACUGACGUCUCCAGCGUUUCCCCCUGACUGUCUUUGUGUACAUUGUCAAUAAAGUUAUAUUUUUUAGCAA
Molecule: messenger RNA, 1078 nt
Organism: Syngnathus acus (greater pipefish)
Lineage: Eukaryota; Metazoa; Chordata; Actinopteri; Syngnathiformes; Syngnathidae
Gene: rnf113a
Product: ring finger protein 113A
Exons: 10
Coding region: 42-1013 (323 amino acids)
Biological process (GO): snoRNA splicing
Cellular component (GO): U2-type spliceosomal complex
Molecular function (GO): metal ion binding
Source: RefSeq, a predicted model, not a curated record